Messenger RNA from Colletes gigas, 3172 nucleotides. It is a transcript of the gene VGlut, whose product is annotated as vesicular glutamate transporter 1. NCBI's taxonomy places the organism in Eukaryota, Metazoa, Arthropoda, Insecta, Hymenoptera, Colletidae. The record is from RefSeq and is a predicted model, not a curated record. The coding region runs from base 156 to 2066 and encodes 636 amino acids. Gene Ontology annotation, biological process: monoatomic anion transport; regulation of synapse structure or activity; neurotransmitter loading into synaptic vesicle. The transcript has 9 exons. Gene Ontology annotation, cellular component: synaptic vesicle membrane; excitatory synapse. Gene Ontology annotation, molecular function: neurotransmitter transmembrane transporter activity; L-glutamate transmembrane transporter activity.
GACGACGUUAGGCGACGUCGACGACGUUCUCCGUCGCGUACCCCGCGCGCUACCGCUACCCACUCCGCUCGUAACCAUAUCUGGACUUAAUUAUUGGGGCUGCCGAUUAGCAGCGCGACCGUUUCCGGCCCCAGAGCAACCCCAAUAAUUGGAAAAUGUCCGGAUUCGCGGCGGCGGGCCUCGUGGCCUUCGAUUCCAUCAAGUCCAAAGCGACGGAAAAACUUGCUGGAUUCAGAAGAAGCAAUGCUGGCUACGAGGAGUUCGAGAUGCCCCGCGAGGGUAGCAAAGACAAUCAGGGGUUCGAUGGCGAGAGGGCGUAUAGUAGACAAGGCUCUUUUGAAUCACUCCCGGAACAUGAAAGGCCCCCAUUGCGUCACAUCGAUACAUACUGCAAGCCAGAAUGUCCCUGUUUAUCGAAAAGAUACACCAUGGCAACGUUGGCCUGCAUGGGAUUGAUAAUUUCGUUCGGUAUGAGGUGUAACAUGGGGAUGGCGAAGAUAGUAAUGAAGAACAGUACCGAGGGCGACAACCACACUCUUAUGUUCAACUGGACAGUCGGUACCGAGAGUGCCCUCGACUCGUCUUUCUUUUGGGGCUACUUGGUGACCCAAGUGCCAGGAGGGUUUCUAGCAUCCCUGUACCCCGCGAACAGAAUAUUCGGCGCCGCGAUCGCCAUAUCCUCGGUCUUGAACUUAUUGGUACCCGGGGCACUGAAGCUAGACCCGAUCGCCGACAUGUGCGUGCAAGUGUUGAAAGGAUUGGUGGAGGGCGUCACGUAUCCAGCGUGCCACGGUAUUUGGAAAUUUUGGGCGCCCCCGUUGGAAAGAUCGCGAUUGGCGACGUUGGCUUUUUGCGGUUCUUACGCCGCGGUAGUCAUAGGAAUGCCGCUUUCCGGCUAUUUGAGUCAUUGCUUCGGAUGGACGGCGUCAUUUUAUUUCUACGGCAUAUGCGGAUUAAUCUGGUACUGUUUCUGGCUAUGGCUAGCCUUCGAGAAGCCGUCCAAACACCCUUGCAUCUCGACGCGCGAGCUUCGCUACAUCGAAGAUUCUCUCGGCCAUAAACAGGCGCAAUUGCCUGUGCCAACGUUUGCCACGACGCCAUGGCGGAAGUUCCUGACGUCUAUGCCGGUGCACGCCAUCAUCGUCGCCAACUUCUGCAGAUCUUGGAACUUCUAUCUGCUGGUGCUGUAUCAGGCGCGAUUUAUGCACGAGUCCUUUGGUAUGCCUCUGGUCGAAACCGGUGUUAUUGGCUCGCUUCCGCACUUGCUGAUGACGACGAUCGUGCCUUGCGGAGGAUUGCUCGCCGAUUACCUCCGUAAACGUGGAAUAUUAUCAACAACCAACGUUAGGAAACUGUUCAAUUGCGGUGGUUUCGGGAUGGAGGCGCUCUUCUUCUUGGUGGUGGCGAACGCAACGAUGCACAGAAAUGGUACAGCGGCUACCGUUGCCCUUGCGAUUGGCGUGGCUUGCAGUGGAUUCGCCAUUUCGGGCUUCAACGUCAACCACUUGGAUAUCGCGCCCAGAUACGCCAGUAUUUUGAUGGGAAUGUCGAACGGAAUCGGUACAAUAGCGGGACUCCUGGUACCAUUCUUCGUGGAUAACAUCACAGAAAAGAAGGAUAUUCAGAGUUGGAAGAACGUCUUCAUCAUAGCGGCGUGUGUGCAUAUUUUCGGUGUAACAUUCUACGGAAUCUUUUGUUCCGGGGAACUGCAACCGUGGGCUGAUCCUUCCGCGGAAGAGGAAAAGAGUUGGAACGCUAUGGACGAAUUUGGGCAAACGAAACCACCGGUCCCGCCACCGCCAAUGACUAUGCAGUCUAAAUUCAUCAAACAACCAUCCAUGGGCGGAAGUGCAAACGACGAUUGGGACAAUUACGAGCAACUGCCCACUGACAGUGCAUACGCCCAACAGGAUAAACCCGCAAUAAGCUACGGAUCGACGGAAACGAAUAGCAACCCUUUCCAUUCGACGAAUCCUUUCGCUACCGAUGUACACGCAUCGCUGGUACAACCGCCAGUGACGGACGAUCACACGCACGACGUGACGCAGAAUCAACAGUGGAACUAAAUUUGUCAAUAUCCGAAUGAUCGAGACCACGCGUAAGGAAAUCAUUUUCUUAAGGUGAUGGAUCGUUUCGCGUUCAUUUUGUAGCUGCUUCUGAUACUUCGAUUCGAGUCUAGGAGCUUGUCGGAAUUAAUUCCGACCGUGCUCUCGUUGUUUGUUAAUGGUCGUUUCGAUCGACCAGGUCCUCCAUUAGUCAAUUUAUGUUCCGAUUUAAACGUAAACAACGUCGUGACCGAUGAACGUGAGAAAUUAAUAAUUUCUCGCGCGGAGAAUUAUUGGAUAUUUAAAUCCCCUUUUUGGGAAUGAAAAUAGUACAACUGUGUCUUAAACAAAAUUUAUAUGGAAUUUAAUUACGAGGAUUUUUACAUCUCAGCGAAAGGAUGCCACGAAGAAACCGCGCAAUGGCAAUUCGAGAAUGAUUUUUCUGAGGAAUGAAGUAAUAGAGGGAGAUGGGAAAGGUAACGAAUAAGUUUUCGAUGAUUCGGGAUCUUUUACAUUAUCGAGGCGCCUAAUGUCAGGCUUUGUAUUUUCAAUUAGACUGCAAGGGAUGAAAUUUUGUUUCCAUUACAAUACCUAAGAGUGCAGGGCAUAGUGCUGUAAAUCGACGCGCUAGGAAACCACGGGAAAGUUCUUUCGUCGAAAUCAUUUUUCGUAAAGAGGUUUCUAGCAAAGAUAAAAAUAACAGUGGUAAACGAAACGAAGUAAAACACAAAAUACCAAAGCUUUAUGCAACAAGAUAUUCACGUAGACGAGAACGAAAGUAAAUAUUUUCUACCUUACUUAUCGGUUUAAAUUGGGGAUGGCGAACUGGGGUAGCCAAUCGUGGCACGUUCUUCUACUUUUCUGAUGAUGGUGGGAGAACUCUUGUGGCGGAGAAGUUAAUCAUCCCUGGUUUAAACGAAUCGAAACGGAUCUGAAACAUAUCCUUUCAGAAAAGUGUGCAUAGAAAUGGAAAAACACCUUCAUUAUUCGUUCGCGGAUUUCUAUCGUGCAAAUAGAAAACUUAAAUAAAACAUUCUUAAAUAAAACUGUAAGCAGACAAUAACAAAGCAGCCAAACCUUCGCAGACAAUAAUUACUCGAAGACAAUAACGGGAAGGUUUUGCAGAA